Coregonus sp. 'balchen' is the source of this 11097-nucleotide messenger RNA. The record is from the annotation of a GenBank genome assembly. NCBI's taxonomy places the organism in Eukaryota, Metazoa, Chordata, Actinopteri, Salmoniformes, Salmonidae.
AUGAAGACAUGCCUGGCGGCGUUGAAUCGCUGUACUAUGGUAGGCAUUUGGGCGGGUGGCAGCAGGGAUGGAGCUGGAGAAUCAUUGUAUCUUUCUUUUUCUUUUGUUUGAUAAAAAACAAUGCAAUACACUUUAUGCAAUAUUCAUAAAGUGAUGAUCGUUUCAUGACCACACACACACACACAGCAGUGCUGUUAAUAUUGGAGGGCUUCGGGGAAAAACACAGUACUAUAAGCCUUAUGGUGCUCUUUCAUUGUUUCAUUAGUCAAACACACACAUCACACACAUUUCACGCUGUCUAAACGUCAGUUUAAUUUUCACAUUUGCCAGUCUUCAUAGGACAUUAAUUCAUCAAUCUGUAUGCAGAACGGCCCCUUAUUACUUCAAUUCAACCUGUAAUUAUUCCUACCUGGCCUGCGUCCAAAAUUCAACCCUAUCCCCUUUUUUAGUGCACUACUUUUGGAAAUAAUUGCACUAUGUAGGGAAUAGGGUGCCAUUUGGGAUGCAGUCUUCUUGGAGUCGUAUGGUUGGUGAUUGGCUUCAGGCAGGUAUCCUGCUGGAAGGCUUCUGCACAUUAGCACACACAGAGAGCGUGAGAGGCCCAUUGCCCUGAUUACUCACAUCUGGUCAUUAAAGUUGUAUGUGUUUUCUGCCAGAGAAGUGGUGCUGCAAUCACAAGAUGGACAGAGGAACAAGUGGCACCACCUGCAUAGCAAACUACGAUCUGAUUGGUUCCUGGGUUAAUUACUGAGCUCUGAUUGGCUCUAUAGGGGGUUCUUAACAGGACUUUGUUAUAGGCUGCUGUACAGGUGUUGGAUCUUAAUUUGACCAGUAUUGUCACAGCAAAAUAAUCCUGCAGCAACAGGAUUUGAACACUCACACUUUUACACUGAUGUAAUGUUGCUUGAUCGGUGGUUAAACUAUUAGCUGGCCAAAAUUAGGGCUACAUGAAAAGGGCAGUACUGUUAAUAUAACCGUGUGGGUUUUCAGUGAAUUCAUGUAAAUCACGAAGCUCAUCUGCAUUUCCUGCAGCGCAGGAUAUUUCUCAGCGACAACAGUGUGAUCAAAGUAAGAUCCUACAUGUGUAGUGGACACACUGAGGCCAAACAGAGGACAGCAAAGGGAGAGUCAACAUGAGUCCCAUACGAACAGGCACUAAUGAUCUAAUGAUCCCUCAUUCUCAUAGGCCCUGUACACACUCAAGCUGUACAAUAAUAAUAAUAAGCCAUUUAACAGACACUUUUAUCCAAAGUGACUUACAGUCAUGUGUACAGAGUAGUGUGUUACCAAUUGUAUUCUUGGUGACUAUGGUCCCAGCUGCCUUGAGAUCAUUGACAAGAUCCUCCCGUAUAGUUCUGGGCUGAUUCCUCACUGUUCUCAUGAUCAUUGCAACUCCACGAGGUGAGAUCUUGCAUGGAGCCCCAGGCCGAGGGAGAUUGACAGGUCUUUUGUGUUUCUUCCGUUUGCAAAUAAUCGCACCAACUGUUGGAAUCUGAUUGAUUGAUUGCUUCUGUGGACAGGUGUCUUUUAUACAGGUAACAAGCUGAGAUUAUGAGCACUCCCUUUAAGAGUGUGCUCCUAAUCUCAGCUCGUUACCUGUAUAAAAGACACCUGGGAGCCAGAAAUCUUUCUAAUUGAGAGGUGGUCAAAUACUUAUUUCCCUCAUUAAAAUGCAAAUCAAUUUAUAACAUUUUUGACAUGCGUUUUUCUGGAUUUUUUUGUUGUUAUUCUGUCUCUCACUGUUCAAAUAAACCUACCAUUAAAAUUAUAGACUGAUCAUUUCUUUGUCAGUGGGCAAACGUACAAAAUCAGCAGGGGAUCAAAUACUUUUUUCCCUCACUGUAUCAUUGCGAAAGCAACAUCUGCACUGAGGAAAAAACACACAUUUACAUUGUACUGUACAGGAGGUGUUAACCAUAGAGUUGGAGUAUAUUAGACCCAUUAGUACACCAUAGGAAAUAGUUCCAUUGAAUCUGCAGUGGUAAAAUAUUGGUCAACAUUUUAUUACUUAAAACAGUGAUGUACUGUAUCUACACUGAACAAAAAUAUAAAUGCAACAUGCAACAAUUAAAAAAAUUGUACUGAGUUACAGUUUAUAUAAGAAAAUCAGUCAACUGAAAUAAAUUCAUUAGGCCCUAAUCUAUGGAUUUCACAUGACUGGGAAUACAGAUCUGUUGGUCACAGAUACCUUUAAAAAAAAGUAGGACUGUAUCUGGUGUGACCACCAUUUGCCUCAUGCAGCGCAACACAUCUCCUUCGCAUAGAGUUGAUCAGGCUGUUGAUUGUGGCCAGUGGAAUGUUGUCCCACUCCUCUUCAAUGGCAGUGCAAAGUUGCUGGAUAAUAGCGGGAACUGGAACACGCUGUCGUACCAGUCGAUCCAGAGCAUCCCAAACAUGCUCAAUGGGUGACAUGUCUGGUGAGAACUGGGCCAUGGAAGAACUGGGACAUUUUCAGCUUCCAGGAAUUGUGUACAGAUCCUUGCGGCAUGGGGCCGUGCAUUAUCAUGCUGAAACGAGGUGAUGGCGGCGGAUGAAUGGCACGACAAUGGGCCUCAGGAUCUCGUCAUGGUGUCUCUGUGCAUUCAAGUUGCCAUCGAUAAAAUCCAAUUGUGUUCGUUGUCCAUAGCUUAUGCCUGCCCAUACCAUAACCCCACCGCCACCAUGGGGGAUUUUGUUCACAACGUUGACAUCAGCAAACCGCUCGCCCACACGACACCAUACACGCUGUCUGCCAUCUUCCCGGUACAGUUGAAUCUAUGAUUAAUCCGUGAAGAGCACACUUCUCCAGCGUGCCAGUGGCCAUCGAAGUUGAGCAUUUGCCCACUGAAGUUGGUUACGACGCCAAACUGCAGUCAAGUCAAGAUCCUGGUGAGGACGACGAGCACACAGAUGGGCUUCCCUGAGACGGUUUCUGACAGUUUGUGGACAAAUUCUUCGUUUGUGCAAACCCACAGUUUCAUCAGCUGUCCGGGUGGCUGGUCUCAGAUUAUCCCACAGGUGAAGAAGCCUGAUGUGGAGGUCCUGGGCUGGCGUGGUUACACGUGGUCUGAGGUUGUGAGGCCGGUUGGACGUAGAGACGGCUUAUGGUACAGAAAUUAAUAUUAAAAUCUGUCAACAGCUCUGGUGGACAAUCCUGCAGUCAGCAUACCAAUUGCACGCUCCCUCAAAACUUGAGACAUCUGUGGCAUUGUGUUGUGUGACAAAACUGCACAUUUUAGAGUGGCCUUUUAUUGUCCCCAGCACAAGGUGCACCUGUGUAAUGAUCAUGCUGUUUAAUCAGCUUCUUGAUAUGACACACCUGUCAAGUGGAUGGAUUAUCUUGGCAAAGGAGGAAUGCUCACUAACAGGGAUGUAAACAAAUGUGUGCACAACAUUUGAGAGAAAUACGUUUUUUGUGCGUAUGGAAGAUUUUGGGGAUAUUUUGUGUCAGCUCAAUGAAACAUGGGACCAACACUUUACAUGUUGUGUUUAUAUAUUUUUUGUUCAGUGUAGAUCGGUGGUAUAAAUGUUAUUAUGUUUAGAUCAGAUGACCAUGAUUUGGUUAAGGGCGAGAAGGACAACUGCUUGGUUCAUAGCUGCAUGUAUGUAACAAACACAGAUGAAAUGGAAAAUAGCCAUUUAAACAGGUAUAGCAGCUCCUUCUGACACGACAUUCAAAGGAAACUGCUCUUCGUUCUCUGUUGUCAAAUCAUUUUUAUAUCAGCACAGGGACACAGCACUUUAUAUCACUUUAGUGUUGUGGAAGAACCUAUUUCUGGACAGAUUAUUCAAAUCUCACCGUCUUCGUCCCAAAUAGUCUUCGUCCCAAAUAGCACCCUUUUCACAACGUAGUGCACAACUUUUGACCAAGAAACAUAGGGCUCCGGUCAAUAGUAUUGCACUAGGGAAUAGGGUGCUACUGGGCUCUGGUCAAAAGUAGUGCACUAUGUAGGGAAUAGGGUACCAUUUGGGACACAGCCCCAGUGUGUGGAGGGAGGAAGGAGAGGCUGCCUUCUAUUUCUACUGUUUCUCUCCUGGGGUUUAGACUGAUCUGCUGCACUGGAUACACAUGUAGCAUCACACACACACACACACACACACACACCAACCUGCUUCCUCUUUAAGGGGUUUGUGUAGUAAUGGCUAAUGGCAGUACAUCUUAACAGUCUCAAUGGUUGUAAUGGCAGUACAUCUUAACAGUCUCAAUGGUUGUAAUGGCAGUACAUCUUAACAGUCUCAAUGGUUGUAAUGGCAGUACAGCUUAACAGUCUCAAUGGUUGUAAUGGCAGUACACCUUAACAGUCUCAAUGGUUGUAAUGGCAGUACAGCUUAACAGUCUCAAUGGUUGUAAUGGCAGUACAUCUUAACAGUCUCAAUGGUUGUAAUGGCAGUACAGCUUAACAGUCUCAAUGGUUGUAAUGGCAGUACAUCCUAACAGUUACAGUGGUUGUAAUGGCAGUACAUCUUAACAGUGUCAAUGGUUGUACAGCCCAUAUGUGAACAGUCUCAAUGGUUGUAUAUUUUUAGGGCCAAUUAUGCUGUUGGUUCAUUCGCUGGUACCUGCCAAUACCUCUAGCUAAGGACUGGUUCCCUCUUUUGACAGAGGAUGAAGGAGAAACCAUAAUGCAUUUCAUUUUACCCUCAUUUUCCAUUGAUGCCAGACUGACAGCGAACGACCCAUUACUCUCCCUUAUGUUGUGCUAGUUAAAAGGGCUGUGAAGAUUCCAGACUUGCGUCCCAAAUGGCUCCCUAUUCCCUACAUAGACCUGUGGGCCCUGGUCAAAAGUAGUGCGCUACGUACAGAUGGAGGAUCUUAAUUUGACCAGUAUUCUCACUGCAAAAUAAUCCUGCAGCAGCAGGAUUUGAACGUUUAGUCCAUGUUGCUUGAUCGGUGGUUAGGCUAGUAGCUGGCCAAAAGUAGGCUACAUGAAAAGUCAGUACUGUUAAUAUAACCGUGUGUUACUGUGGGUUUUCACUGAAUAUAUACAUGUACAGCACCAGUCAAAAGUUUGGACACACCUACUCAUUCAAGGGUUUUUCUUUAUUUUUACUAUUUUUUGCAUUAUAGAAUAAUAGUGAAGACAUCAAAACUAUGAAAUAACACAUAUGGAAUCAUGUAGUAACCAAAAAAGUGUUAAACAAAUCAAAAUAUAUUUUAUAUUUGAGAUUCUUCAAAUAGCCACCCUUUGCCUUGAUGACAGCUUUGCACACUCUUGGCAUUCUCUCAACCAGCUUCACCUGGAAUGCUUUUCCAACAGUCUUGAAGGAGUUCUCACAAAUGCUGAGCACUUGUUGGCUGCUUUUCCUUCACUCUGCCGUCCGACUCAUCCCAAACCAUCUCAAUUGGGUUGAGGUCGGGGGAUUGUGGAUGCCAGGUCAUUUGAUGCAGCACUCCAUCACUCUCCUUCUUGAUGAUAGUCCCACUAAGCCCAAACUAGAUGGGAUGGUGUAUUGCUGCAGAAUGCUGUGGUAGCCAUGCUGGUUAAGUGUGCCUUGAAUUCUAAAUAAAUCACAGACACAUCAGCAAAGCACCCCCACACCAUAACACCUCCUCCUCCAUGCUUUACGGUGGGAACUACAAAUGCGGAGAUAAUCCGUUCACCCACACCGCGUCUCACAAAGAUACAGCGGUUUGAACCAAAAAUCUCCAAUUUGGACUCCAGACCAAAGGACAGAUUUCCACCGGUCUAAUGUCCAUUGCUCGUGUUUCUUGGCCCAAGCAGGUCUCUUCUUCUAAUUGGUGUCCUUUAGUAGUGGUUUCUUUGCAGCAAUUCGACCAUGAAGGCCUGAUUCACACAGUCCCCUCUGAACAGUUGAUGUUAAGAUGUGUCUGUUACUUGAACUCUGUGAAGCAUUUAUUUGGGCUGCAAUUUCUGAGGCUGGUAACUCUAAUGAACUUAUCCUCUGCAGCAGAGGUAACUCUGGGUCUUCCAUUCCUGUGGCAGUCCUCAUGAGAGCCAGUUUCAUCAUAGCACUUGAUGGUUUUUGCGACUGCACUUGAAGAAACUUUCAAAGUUCUUGAAGUUUUCCGUAUUGACUGACCUUCAUGUCUUAAAGUAAUGAUGGACUGUCGUUUCUCUUUGCUUAUUUGAGCUGUUCUUGCCAUAAUAUGGACUUGGUCUUUUACCAAAUAGGGCUAUCUUCUGUAUACCACCCCUACCUUGUCACAACACAACUGAUUGGCUCAAACGCAUUAAGAAGGAAAGAAAUUCCACAAAUUAACUUUUAUCAAGGCACACCUGUUAAUUGAAAUGCAUUCCAGGUGACUACCUCAUGAAGCUGGUUGAGAGAAUGCCAAGAGUGUGCAAAGCUGUCAUCAAGGCAAAGGAUGGCUGUUUGAAGGAUCUCAUAUAUAAAAUAUAUUUUGUUUAACACUUUUUUGGUUACUACAUGAUUCCAUAUGUGUUAUUUCAUAGUUUUGAUGUCUUCACUAUUAUUCUACAUUAUUCUACAAAAAAAUAAAAAUAAAUAAAGAAUAACCCUUGAAUGAGUAGGUGUGUCCAAACUUUUGACUGGUAGUGUAUGUAAAUGACAAUGCUUAUCUGUGUUUCCUGCGGUGCAGGAACAUUCUCAGCAAUAAAAGAGUGAUCAAAUUAAGAUCCUGCAUCUGUAAGGAAUAGGGUGCCAUUUGGGACACAUUCACGUGUUAUCUUGGAACUCAUCAGUUUAAUGUCUCCUUAUUAUAGCAUUUCUCUGCAUGACCUACCUCUAACAGUCCCUCUCGCAAGUGUUUCAAGCUUUGCUGUUAGCUCCUCUGACAGCCUUCAUCUGCGCUGCUUUCUAGGCGGUACUCUAGAACAUCCUCUCAGCAUCAGCUACUCUCUUAGCCUCCUUAGCUGGUCCUCUGACCCACUUCAUGCAUCCUUAGUGCCCCAGACAUCACUCUAGAACCUUCUAAGCUCCUCUCAGUCCUGCUCAUCGCCUCCUCUCAGCUCCUCUCAGUGCCUCUCAGCCUCCUCUCAUCCAAUCUAGCCUCCUUCUCUCCUAGCUCUCUCAGCUCCUCUCCCUUCACCUCCUCUCAGCACCCUCAGCUCCUCACAUGCCCUCAGCUCCUCCAUCCUCUCUCAGCACCUUUCAGACUCCUCUCAGCUCCCUCUCCAGUCGCUCUCAGCCCCUGCUCAGCUCCUCUCAGCCUCCUCUCAGCCUCCUCUCAGCCUCCUCUCAGUCGCCUCUCAGCCUCCUCUCAGUCUCUCAGCCUCCUCUCAGUCUCCUCUCAGCCUCCUCUCAGCCUCCUCUCAGUCGCCUCUCAGCCUCCUCUCAGCCUCCUCUGCCUCCUCUCAGCCUCCUCUCAGCCUCCUCUCAGUCGCCUCUCAGCCUCCUCUCAGCCUCCUCUCAGCCUCCUCUCAGCCUCCUCCAGCCUCCUCUCAGCCUCUCUCAGCACCUCUCAGCCUCCUCUCAGCCUCCUCUCAGCCUCCUCUCAGCCUCCUCUCAGUCACCUCUCAGCCUCCUCUCAGCCUCCUCUCAGCCUCCUCUCAGCCUCCUCCUCAGCCUCCUCUCAGCCUCCUCUCAGCCUCCUCUCAGCCUCCUCUCAGCCUCCUCUCAGCCUCCUCUCAGUCGCCUCUCAGCCUCCUCUCAGCCUCCCUCUCUCAGCCUCCUCUCAGCCUCCUCUCAGUCGCCUCUCAGCCCUCUCAGUCUUCAUCACUCUCAGCCUCCUCCAGUCCCUCUCAGCCUCCUCUCAGCCUCUCAGCCUCUCAGCUCUCAGCCUCCUCUCAGUCACCUCUCAGCCUCCUCUCUCCCCUCUCAGCCUCCUCUCAGCCUCCUCUCAGUCACCUUUCAGCCUCCUCUCAGCCUCCUCUCAGUCUCCUCUCAGCCUCCUCUCAGCCUCCUCUCAGCCUCCUCUCAGCUCUCUCAGCCUCUCAGCCUCCUCUCAGCUCUCCCUCAGCCUCCUCUCAGUCCCUUAGCCUCCUCUCAGCUCCUCUCAGUCCCUCUCAGCCUCCUCUCCCCUCUAGCCUCCUCUCAGCCUCCUCUCAGCCUCCUCUCAGUCGCCUCUCAGCCUCUCACUCCUCUCAGCCUCCUCUCAGCCUCCUCUCAGCCUCCUCUCAGUCUCCUCUCAGCCUCCUCUCAGCCUCCUCUCAGCCUCCCUCUCUUAGUCGCGCCCUCUCAGCCUCCUCUCAGCUUCCUCUCAGCCUCCUCUCAGCCUCCUCUCAGCCUCCUCUCAGUCGCCUCUCUCCAAGUCUGCAUAAUUUUCAUGCUUAAAUGGAUUUAUUGUGAAUACCGCAAAUUCUUAUGAGAUUUCCCUUCCCUUGCCUUCCCUCUUUCUUUAUCUUGCUCUCUCUUCUGGUCUUUCUUUCUUUCUCUCUCGCUCUCUCUCUCUCUCUCUCUGUCUGUCUCUCCUUUGUUUCUCUCAACCCUCUCUCUCUUUCUUUCUCCUCUCUCUCUUUCUCUCUCUCCCCCCUCUCUGAUUCUCCUGCCCUCUCUCUCUCCCCCUAUCCCUCUCCCUCCCCUCCCUCCCUCCCCUCCCUCCCUCCCUCCCUCUCUCUCUCCACAGAUAUCGGCUGCCUGUCGGUAGGAGUGGAGGGUCAUGUAUGAUUGAAAUAGCAGUAGAUAAUGGAACAGUGAAACAUCAGGAGGAAUCCUUGUUCCAGCCCGUGUCAGAGGUAAGCCCAGUUAUCUGACUCAAGGACUGCAUCCCAAAUGGCACCCUUUUUCCUAUAUAGUGCCCCCUAUGGACCCUGGUCAAAAUGAGUGCACUAUAUAGGGAAUAGAGUGCCAUUUGGCGCCAGUUAUCUCAGCCGAGUCCCCUGAUAUGUAGCCAUACUUUGUCUAGGUUUGGCAUUUGUACUGAGGGAAUAUUUCCUAUGAUCAAUUCAUGUAUCGUGAUUAUACUGUAUCACAAGCAGAGGACUCAAUCAAACAUGCAUUGUAGUGUGUGUGUGUGUGUGUGUGUGUGUGUGUGUGUGUGUGUGUGUGUGUGUGUGUGUGUGUGACGAGUGCGCGUGUUCUUGCAUGCACGACAGCAGUGAUGUAUACAGAUAUUGUAAAUGAGUUAAUACAGGGAAAGCAUAACAUGCGCCAUACACUGAUUAUAAUAAACAUUAAGAACACCUUGACUUUCCAUGACAUAGACUGACCAGGUGAAUCCAGGUGAAAGCUAUGAUCGCUUAUUGAUGUCACUUGUUAAAUCAACAUCAAUCAGUGUAGAUGAAAGAGAGGAGACAGGUUAAAGAAGGAUUUUUAAGCCUUGAGACAUGGAUUGUGAAUGUGUGCCAUUCAGAGGGUAUAUAGCCUCUGUAUUGUUAUUUAGUGUUACUUUUUAUUACAUUUUUUACUUUAGUUUAUUUAGUAAAUAUUUUCUUAACUUUAUUUCUUGAACUGCAUUGUUGGUUAAGGGCUUGUAAGUAAGCAUUUCACGGUAAGGUCUACACCUGUUGUAUUCGGCACAUGUGACAAAUACAAUUAGAUUUUAUUUUAUUUGAAUGCAUGAGCCAAAAUAUUGAAGUGCCUUUGAACGGGGUAUGGCCAGGCGCACCGGUUUCUGUCAAGAACAGCAACACUGCUGGCUUUUUCACGCAACACAGUUUACCAUGUGUAUCAAGAAUGUUUUGGGGGGACAACUCAAUAUUAGGAAGAUGUUCUUAAUGUUUUGUACACUCAGUGUCUAUCGAACUGUGUGUAUGGUUAUAUCUCACUUGUUAAAGAUGCACUAUGCAGAAAGUGCUCCGCCAUUUCCUGGUUGCUAAAAUUAGAAUAGUUAGCCUAAUUACAGUUUAUGUGACAAAACAAGCAAGCAUAGUGUAGAGAAUCAUUGUACCAUCUAAACCGCUGUGAAAUAUCUUUUUCAUAACCAAACAUAUUGUAUUUUCAGCUGUUUGAAGCUGGUUUACAAAACCGCAAAAACGAAACUUAAGACCGGGAAGCAUAGAAAUAGCACACAUAGAACAGAUCUACCGCUUCUUAGACUUGCUUUCAAUGAGAAUGACAGAUCUAUAACAUAUAUUUCUAUGUGAAUUUGUCCGGGUCGCCCAGAAAAGUUACAUAUUGCAGCUUUAAAUUGACUGUUAAGGGUUAUAAGUUGUCGGUUCACUGGAUUCCCAACCAGAAAACACCUGAUUUGCAUUCUAAAUGGCACCCAAUUCCCUAUAUAAUGUACUACUUCCCAUAGGGCUCUAGUCAAAAGUAGUGCCCUAAAAGUAGUGCACUAUGUAGGAAAUAGGGUUCUACUUGGGAUGUAGGCAUACUUUACCUUACCUGAAGAUUUUGUAUUGUUGAUUACCAUUGCAGGUCUUGUCUACACCGAGUAUACCAAACAUCAGGAACACCUUCCUAAUAUUGAGUUGCAACACCCCCUUAUGCCCUCAGAACAGCCUCAAUUCGUCGGAGGCAUGGACUCUACAAGGUGUCAAAAGCAUUCCACAGGGAUGCUGGCCAAUGUUGAAUCCAAUGCUGGCACCUACUACCAUACUUUCCCAUUCCACCCUCUGAAUGGCACACAUACACAUGUCCAUGUCUCAUUUGUCUCUAGGCUUAAAAAUCCUCCUUUAACCUGUCUCCUCCCCUUCAUCUACACUGAUUUGAAGUGGAUUUAACAAGUGACAUAAAUAAGGGAUCAUAGCUUUCACCUAGAUUCACCUGGUCAGUCUAUGUUUUGUAUAGUCAGUGUAUAUCAUAACUGAUUAAAGAAAACUAAAUAUCUGUAGUCAUUUAGAUAGAACUGUGAUGUAAUGAACUAUACAGUGAAGCACAUGGACUGUGUAGAGAAGACUAAACAAGCAUUGCUGAUAACUAGUGUGUGUGUGUGUGUGUGUGUGUGUGUGUGUGUGUGUGUGUGUGUGUGUGUGUGUGUGUGUGUGUGUGUGUGUGUGUGCGGCGCGCGUACGCACACCUGUCCCCCUUCUUGCCUACCUACCUGCCUUUGAAGUUGUGCAUACAUUUGUCUAUGUGACAUCCUUCCAGGUAGCGUUGGGGCCUAUUUUCCUGGGGGACGUCCCCUCCCAUAGGGAUCAGCCUGCCAGCACCAGGGAGGUGACGGGGUUUGUAGGCUGUAUCAGGGAGCUGCAGGUCAACAAUAAGGACAUCUACAUAGCAGGAGAGGCAAUGGGCGGGAGGAACAUCCAAAACUGUGACACACCUGUCUGUCAGCACCUGCCCUGCCGCAACGGAGGCACCUGUGUCAGGUAG